This is a messenger RNA of Tupaia belangeri chinensis (Chinese tree shrew), 954 nucleotides long. RefSeq names its product olfactory receptor 6N2. The record is from RefSeq and is a predicted model, not a curated record. The transcript has a single exon. Bases 1 to 954 code for a protein of 317 amino acids. NCBI's taxonomy places the organism in Eukaryota, Metazoa, Chordata, Mammalia, Scandentia, Tupaiidae. Gene Ontology annotation, cellular component: membrane. Gene Ontology annotation, molecular function: olfactory receptor activity; G protein-coupled receptor activity. Gene Ontology annotation, biological process: G protein-coupled receptor signaling pathway.
AUGGAGUGGCACAACCACUCAAGCUUGAAUGAAUUUGUGCUCCUCGGCUUCCCCAGUGUGGGACACAUCAGGGGCUGGCUGUUUAUCCUGCUGCUGUUGACAUAUCUUUUCACCAUCUGUGGCAACUUGCUCAUCUUCUUAGUCAUACGUCUGGAUGCAGCACUGCACACACCCAUGUACCACUUUGUUAGUGUUUUAUCCUUCUUGGAGUUGUGGUAUACAGCCACCACCAUUCCCAAGAUGCUAACUAACCUUCUCAGUGAGAAGAAGACCAUUUCUUUUUUAGGUUGCCUCCUUCAGACCUACUUCUUCCACUCCUUAGGGGCCUCCGAAUGCUACCUUCUUACAGCCAUGGCCUAUGACCGAUACCUCGCAAUCUGCCGGCCUCUCCACUACCCUGCGAUUAUGACCACAGCACUCUGCACCAAGAUGGCUGCUGGUUGUUGGACUUGUGGCUUCCUAUGCCCCAUUUCUGAGGUCAUCCUGGUCUCCCAGCUCCCCUUCUGUGGCUACAAUGAAAUCCAACACAUCUUCUGUGACUUCCCACCUCUGCUGAGCCUGGCCUGCAAGGACACAUCCACUAACGUUCUGGUGGAUUUUGCCAUCAAUGCUUUCAUCAUCCUUAUCACUUUCCUCUUCAUUAUGAUUUCUUACGGGAGAAUUAUAGGGGCUGUCUUGAAGAUAAAAACAGCAGCAGGACGAAAGAAGGCCUUCUCUACAUGUGCCUCACAUCUCAUUGUGGUCCUCAUCUUCUUUGGGAGCAUCAUCUUCAUGUACGUGCGACUAAGAAAGAGCUAUUCACUGACCCUUGACCGCACACUUGCUGUAGUCUACUCUGUGCUAACACCACUGGUCAACCCAAUUAUCUAUAGUCUCCGGAACAAGGAACUCAUUAAGGCCAUCAAGAGGACCAUUUUCCAGAAGGAGGUGAAAGUUAGUUCUAGUCACCAUUGA